AUGGCUGGGACCCUGCAGCUCUCAUGGCUCUUCUUCAUACUCGUCUUCCUCCUGGUGGCCCUGCAGGGAGAGCCGAAGGACAGCAGACAGCAGACACAGCCUCGGCUCCUGUCAGAUAACGGCCACCUUGUCUUCACACCUGGAGACAGUAAGGACAUUCGCUUCCAGCCCUCCGGAUCUGGCCGGGUCAAAGUCGGGGAUGAAGACCUGACCCAGCUGUUAGAGCAGAUCAAAACCAACAAAGAAGAAAUAGAUGAUAUCAAGGCUCAUGGAGGAGGCGACGUCACCAACCGGUUAAACCAGCUGGACACCAAGGUGUCAGCGCUGGAGACUCAGGUGAAUUCUCUUGAGCAGACGGUGCAGAAGGUCUCCUGCAGCAGUAACCCCUGCCAGAACGGAGGAACGUGUCUGAACCUGCUGAACUCCUACCACUGCCUCUGUCCCAACAGCUGGAGCGGUCCAACCUGCACCACCGACGUAAACGAAUGCCAGACUUUUGCAGGAACAUCUCAGAGUUGUCAGAAUGGAGCAACAUGCAACAACACCCCCGGGUCCUUCACCUGUACCUGUUCUCCAGAAUGGUCCGGGACCCUCUGCACUGUUCGCUAUGAUGACUGUAGGAACGCUGGACAGGACCUGUGUGUUCAUGGCUUAUGCAUCGAUGCAGAUCGGGUGACACCUGGACAGCCCAAGUACCAGUGCAUCUGUGAACAUGGCUGGGAGUCUCCAGCUGGGAACCCGGCAUGUGUGGCUGAUGUUGACGAGUGUAACCUCCCCACCAAGCCCUGCUCAGCCAACCCUCCUGUGUCCUGCUACAACACCCAGGGUUCCUUCUACUGUGGAGCCUGUCCUGCUGGUUGGCAAGGCAACGGCUACAGCUGUCAGGACGUGAACGAAUGUUUGACGAAUAAUGGCGGCUGCUCCACUGCUCCACUGGUUCAAUGCCUGAAUACCAUGGGUUCCUUCCACUGUGGAUCCUGUCCUCCAGGUUAUGAAGGAGAUGGAAAAACAUGCACACAGAGUAACAUCUGCUCCUCCAACAACGGAGGCUGCUACCCGUUAGCUACCUGCUCCUCCGCCCCAGGUUCCAGCCUGCCCAUAUGUACCUGCCCACCAGGGUACGCUGGUAAUGGUUAUGGUCCAACUGGCUGCACCCCGACCAGCGACACCUGUCAGACCAACAACCCCUGUGUCAACGGACAGUGUGUGAGUACCUCCUCGGCUCCUGGCUACAUCUGUAACUGUAACUCGGGCUGGCAAGGACCCAUCUGUGACCAGAAUAUCAAUGAAUGCUCAAGCAACCCUUGUCAAAACGGAGGGACCUGCGUCGACGGCGUAAAUGGGUUCACUUGUACUUGCACGUCCCAGUGGACCGGCCCACUCUGCCAGACCCAGCAACAAGAGUGUGGAGGCAGCCUGACUGGCCCCGCUGGCUCUUUCAGCUAUCCAAACACCCCGGGUCAUGAUGAGUACGAUCACCAGGUCAGCUGUGCAUGGGUGAUCCGCACUGAUUCAAAUAAGAUCCUGCGCAUCACAUUUCCCUUCUUCCAUCUGGAAAACAGCGCCAACUGCAACUACGACUUUCUUCAGGUGCAUGAUGGAGACAGCGCCUCUGCGUUCAUGAUGGGAAAAUACUGUGGAGAAAAUAACCCAGCAGAACUCCUCAGCUCACACAAUUCUUUAUAUUUCUGGUUUCGCUCGGACCAUUCAAUCAGUGGUGGAGGCUUCACAGUAGUCUGGGAGUCUCAGGAUCCAGUGUGUGGAGGUGAGCUAACGGCCCCCUACGGCAGCAUAAACUCACCAGGCUAUCCUGGAAACUACCCCCCUGACCGGGACUGCUAUUGGAUGGUGACGGUGGCGCCUGGCCUUCUCAUUACCUUUGCAUUCGGGACCCUCAGUCUGGAAUCACAUCCAGACUGCAGCUAUGACUUUCUGGAGAUCAGAGACGGAUUUCUACCUGUAGACCCUGUUCUUGGAAAGUACUGCACUACUGCCUCACCACCACCUCUGCAGACCACUGGACCAAACGCAUGGAUCCACUUCCACUCCGACUUCAGUGUUUCUGACAGAGGCUUCCACAUCACGUACACAACAUCACCGAGUGACCCUGGUUGUGGUGGUACAUUCACAGACAGUGAGGGCAUCAUCAUUUCCCCCAACUGGCCAAAUAACUACGCCCACAACCGCCAGUGUAUCUACCUGAUUAGCUUACCAUCAGGUGGGAAGGUUUCCCUCAACUUCACCCACAUGGACCUGGAGAGUCACAGCGGCUGCUCCUUUGACUACGUGGAGGUCCGUGAUGGAAACAUGGAAGAUGAUCCUCUGAUAGGGAAGUACUGUGGGAGUACGCUACCAGCUCCCCUUCGCUCGUCCUCCAACUCCAUGUGGAUUCGCUUCAAGUCUGACAGUUCAGUCAGCCGAGCCGGUUUCAGGGCCGUUUAUACCGUUGCUUGUGGUGGUACUUUGUCUGGGACUGGGACAAUACAGUCUCCCUACCAUCCUAAUCCCUACCCCCACGACAAGGUCUGUGAGUGGGUCAUCAACCAGCAGCCCGGCUAUGUGGUCACCCUUAACUUCCUGUCCUUUGACAUCGAGGGAGGCUCCUGCAGUUUUGACUUUGUUGAGGUCCGGGACGGGUCCACGUCCAGCUCUCCUUUGCUGGGGAAGUUUUGUGGAAGUGAAAUUCCUGCGACCCUGCAGUCCACACAGAGAUCCAUGUACAUCAGAUUCAGGACCGACUCCUCUCUCAGCAACCUCGGCUUCGAAGCGGUCUACGAUGCUGCCAUGGAGGGCUGUGGAGAAACCCUGACUGGUCCUUCGGGCACCAUUACCAGCCCCGGCCACCCCACCAACUACCCUCAUGGUGCUAACUGUACCUGGUACAUCACUGUUGCCCCGGGCAACCUGAUACGCCUCUCCUUCUCCUCAUUUAACCUGGAGUAUCAUGCUAACUGUAACUAUGAUUACCUGGAAGUCUACGACAAUGGGACAGUGCAGACCGGACACCUGAUUGGCCGGUAUUGUGGGCGGUCCGUUCCUCCUUCCAUCACAAGCUCCGAUAACCAGCUGACCCUGCUGUUUGUGGCGGACUCCAGUUUAUCCACCGAAGGCUUCUCUGCCAGCUAUGUUUCCUUCAAUGCCUCCACAGACUGUGGCGAGUCCUUCACCUCCCCGACAGGCGUCUUCACCUCCCCCAACCAUCCUGCCUACUACCCCAGCAGCAGAGACUGCAUCUUUAAGAUCACCGUGCAGCUCAACAUGCAGAUCAUGCUCAACUUCACCAGCUUUAAUCUAGAGGGCUCACCUCCUUCUUGCAACUUUGACUUUGUGGAGAUCAGGGACGGUGGCUAUGAGACCUCACCCUUGAUUGGGAAGUUUUGCGCCAAUCAGGGGCCUCCAGUUUUGGUGUCCCAUAGCAACCGUCUAUGGGUUAGAUUCCACUCUGAUGCCUCAGUCACGUAUCCUGGAUUCAUUGCCCACUGGGAUGGAACACAGACUGGCUGUGGAGGAACAUUAACAACUGCAGUUGGAACAUUUUCCUCUCCUAACUACCCCCUGCCAUACCAUCCUAAUGCUGAGUGCUACUGGACCAUUAAGACCAGCCACGGCAGCCAGGUCCAGCUCUCUUUCUCCGAUUUCCACCUGGAGUCCAGCUCCUCCUGCACUUUUGAUUACGUGGCUGUGUUUGAUGGAAGCAGCAGCAAUGCUCCAGAGCUGGCUAGGUUGUGUGGCAGUGAGCUGCCCAGCUCCAUCAACUCUUCCAACAAUCAGCUGUACGUCAAACUCCGGACAGACAGCAGCGUCAACGCUGGAGGCUUCAUCGGAUCCUACUCUUCCAAAUGUCACGACAUAAUCAUCUCAGGCCGACACCGUGGAAUGAUCGAGUCACUGAACUUUCCUAACAACUACCCAGACAACUCCAUGUGCAGCUGGACCAUCCAUGCCACCAGUGGAAACACCAUCAACUACACCUUUACUUCCUUUGAGUUAGAGGGCUUUGGAAGCGACUGUUUCCAUGACUACGUCAAGCUCUAUGAUGGGCCUAACGAGCAAGCUCCUCUGGUCGGUACAUUCUGUGGAUAUACUCCACCUCCAGCCAACACCACCACACACUCCACCCUCACCAUGGUGUUCAGAUCCGACUAUUCAAUAACCAGGACUGGAUUUCAGAUGAUGUGGUACCAGAAUGGUUGUGGUGGGGACCUCUCUGGCCCCAACGGCUCUUUGAACAGCCCGGGCUACCCCAGCAGGUACCCUGAUAACACCGAGUGUAUCUGGUACAUCACCACAUCAGGUGGCAGCAGCAUUACCCUCACCAUACACGAGUUUGAUGUGGAGUUCCACCAAGACUGCAACUAUGAUGUGCUGGAAGUGUAUGGAGGCCCAGACCUGUCAGCCCCUCGGUUGGCCAGACUCUGCACCACCACGUCAAAGCCGAUGCAGGUCUCCAGCACUGGAAGCAUCCUCACAGUGCGCUUCAAGUCUGACGCCUACGUUAGCGGUCGAGGGUUCAACGCCAGCUGGUCUGAAGUCCAAGGAGGCUGUGGAGGUCCGGUCACAGCUCCGUCUGGGGAGAUCCACUCUCCGCUGUAUCCCAGCAGCUACCCCAACAAUGCCGACUGCUCCUGGACCGUCAGCGUGGACGCCAACCACCGCGUCUUCCUCAACUUCACCGACCUGGACAUAGAAUAUCACAGCGGCUGUCUCUGGGACUACGUCGCGAUCCAUGAUGGUCCGACCAUGUCCUCCCCUCUGCUCGCCCAAGUGUGUGGUACCAGUACGCCCCCCAUCACCUCCACCCAGAGCACCAUCUAUGUUCGCUUUAGGUCUGACUCCAGUGGCAACCACCGGGGCUUCAGCGCUCACUUCUCAGAGGCUUGUGGUGCAACCAUCUUGACAGACGACAAUGGUGGGUCCAUAGCAUCGCCGCGGUACCCAAGACCGUACCCACCGGACCUGGACUGCAGCUGGAUCAUCAAAGCUCAGGAACCAUUCAACCAUGUGACCCUGUCAUUCACUGACUUGGAGUUGGAGAUGAUCAACAGCAACUGUUCACACGAUGCCGUGGAGAUCCUGGAUGGAGACAACUACCAGGCGCCCUCUAUAGGGCGCUACUGUGGAACUGAGUUGCCUCAUCCGGUGACAUCAUUCAGCAACUCUUUGGUGGUCAACUUCACCUCCGACCACUCGGUCUCUAAGAAAGGGUUCAGAGCGACCUACACCGCCUCCACCUCCAGUUGUGGAGGAGAUCUGUUGAUGGAGACUGGUGCGUUCAACAGUCCCAACUACCCGGAUGCCUACCCUCCGAACAUGGAGUGUGUCUGGACCAUCACAAGUUCACCUGGAAACCGCGUCCAGCUCUCAUUCAUCAUGUUUCACCUUCAGGGAGGCUCAGACUGUGGAAAUGACUAUGUGGAAAUCAGAGAAGGUAACUCCAGCGGCUCUCUGGUUGGUCGCUUCUGUGGAAGCUCUCUUCCCUCCAACUACACCUCUGUGACUGGCCACGUCCUCUGGGUGAAGUUCGUCUCCGAUGCAUCGGACAGUGGAGCAGGAUUCAGAGCCACGUUCGCUCAUCUGUACGGCAUUGACGUGGUUGGCGAGUCUGGUGAGAUCGCAUCCCCACUCUACCCCAGGACUUAUCCCAAUAAUGCCCACUACCGCUGGACCAUAACUGUGGACGGAGACAGUUUCAUCCAGAUCCGAUUCGUGGACAUGGACAUAGAGGACCUGUAUGACUGCUACUAUGACCAUCUGAAAAUAUUUGAUGGCCCAGAUGUUAAUCAUUACUCCAUUGGUACGUUCUGUGGUCUGGACCUACCUCCUCCUGUGAGAAGUUCAGGAAGCUCGGUCACCUUGCAGUUCCUGUCAGAUUCAGUGAUGGGAGGACGAGGCUUCCUGGUAGAAUGGACUGCUGUGCAGGACUCUGGACCACCUCCCACUAUCCCACCAGGUGCAUGUGGUGGAAUGGCGAUGACAGGGGAGACUCCUGGUUUCCUGUAUUCUCCUGGAUGGCCUGAAAACUACCCUCAUAACCAGGAGUGUACCUGGCUGAUCCGCUCUCCGGACUCCAUAGUGGAGUUUAACUUCCUGUCUGUUGACAUGGAGGGCAGCCCACCAUGCUACUAUGACAGCAUUGUUAUCAGAGAUGGUGCAACCAGUCUAUCCCCUGUCCUGGCCAGUGUCUGUGGUCGAGUUCCUCCUGGUCCUCUCCACUCCACAGGAGACUCCAUGUUUAUCCACUUCUCUUCAGACGGCAUUGUGAAUGGACAAGGCUUCAAUGCCUCCUACUCCAAAGGUUGUGGUGGUCUCCUGCAUGUAAACAGAGGUGUAGUGAGCAGUCCCCACUAUCCCCAGAACUACCUUCCUGGUCUGGACUGUGGCUGGCAUGUGAUGGUCGAGCCUGGUUUUAAGGUGUCUGUGACCUUUGAAAGUCCCUUCCAGGUUCAGGGCUAUGGAACUGGAUGCAGCACCGGAGAUUACCUGGAGGUCAGAAAUGGUCCGGAUGCUUCAUCUCCUCUCCUCGGAGGACGUUUGUGUGGUUCAACCCCCCCGUCCUUCCUCCUGACCACCGACAACAACAUGUUUAUUAAAUUUGUCUCUGACUCGAGCAACGAGGGCAGCGGCUUUAAGCUGACGUUCGAGGCUCACAGUCAGGCGUGCGGAGGUUUCAUUGAGCUCAAUGACAAUGAUCCACCCGGCUACAUCACUUCACCCAACUAUCCUCAGAACUACCCCGUGAACAUCGACUGUAUCUGGGUCAUCACAGUGCCCAACGGAGAAGCCGUCCAAAUCGACUUUGAGGAUUUUUACAUCGAGCCUGUAUCCAGCUGUUCCUAUGACUACUUGGAGCUCCGAGAUGGCUCGACGUUAAACUCUGACUUAAUUUCUCGGCUCUGUGGCAACACCCGACCAUCUACCCAGCAUUCAACAGGACCUGCCAUGCUGCUGAGGUUUCGUACAGACCACAGUGUUACACACCAAGGAUUCAAGGCAAAGUACUCCAUAGCAACGUGUGGAGGAACUUAUUUCGGUCAGAGCGGAUCGCUCCACAGUCCUGGCUUCCCAGGAUCUAACUAUCCUGAUGGCUCCAGCUGUGAGUGGUACCUGGAGGGGCCCACUGGACACUACCUCACCCUCAGCUAUGAGAACUUCAACCUGCAGAGCUCCUCAGAAUGCACAGCGGACUACGUGGAGAUCAGGGAUUACAAUGCUUCUGGACAACUGCUGGGCCGACACUGUGGCAGUAAUCUUCCAGCUCCUCUGGACACGUCUGACAGUUUCGCUUACGUCAAGUUUGUUUCCGACACAAGUAUAAACGCAGCUGGAUUCAGACUGACUUUUGAAGCCAGCGUUGAAGCUUGUGGAGGGGAGUUGAAUGCACCCUCAGGAACCAUCUCCUCUCCCAAUUAUCCCAAUCUGUACCCGCACAGCCGAGUGUGUCGCUGGGAGGUGGUGGUGGCGCCGGGCCGCAGGGUCACGCUCACCAUCAACGACCUGAGGCUGGAAGGUUCUGGUACCUCCUGCGUGUUCGACUACCUUGAUGUCCUGAAUGGGCUGGCAGCUGAUGCCCCCCACCUACAGAGAUUCUGUGGUACAGUAUCAGCAGGUACUCAGGUGCAUUCUUCAGGUAACACCAUGGCCAUCGUCUUCAGGACCGAUGCUUCUGUGUCCAACGGCGGCUUCAUGGCGACUUACUCCUCUGAUGAGCCUGCAGUUUGUGGCGGUAUCCUGGACAACCCACAAGGCGGGAACUUCACCUCCCCUGGCUACCUUCUCUCUAACUACAGCAACAACCUCAACUGUGAGUGGUUGAUCCACAACCCACGUCAGGUCAACUCUUCGAUUGUGGUGCUCAUAGAAGAUCUACACCUGGAGAACCAUCAGACCUGUGACUCUGAUUUCCUCCAGUUCCGCUUAGGUGACUCACAUGGGGAGCUGUUGGCCAGGUUUUGUGGACAAACCAUCCCUCCAGUUCCCAUUGUGGUCUCCACCUCACACCUCUGGGUCCAUUUCCAGACUGAUUCUCAGCAGGGAGAUUUGGGCUUCAAGGCCAAGUACAUGUUUCCUGAAUGUGGGGGCUGGCAGUCGGGUGAAGGAGGGCUGAUCUCCAGCCCUAACUACCCCGACCUCUACCCCAGCCCCAGUCGCUGUGCUUGGCUGCUUGAAGCUCCAGCAGGACACACCAUCACGCUGACCUUCAGCUACUUCAACGUGGAGCCCCACUCCACAUGUGGCUGGGAUUCUGUCACCAUCUUCAACGGAGCUUCCCCUGGUUCUCCUGUUAUUGGCCAGUACUGUGGCACCACCUCCCCAGGAGUCAUCCAGUCUGGCUCCAAUAAACUUGUUGUAGUUUUCCUGGCUGACCAUAUUGUGUCUAAAGGUGGAUUUUUAGCGUCCUGGUCUACAGACUCUUCAGGCUGUGGAGGGGUGAUCCAUGCCGAUACAGGUACAAUCAAGUCACCAAACUAUCCCCAGAACUUUCCAGCUAAUGUGGAGUGUUCCUGGAGGAUUGUUGCCCAUGAGGGAAACCACUUAGAGAUGAGCUUCAACAAUGAGUUUGAGAUUCCCGGGACCUGCCAGAACAGCUACAUCAAGGUGUGGUCGGGUCAGACUGAGAAUACUGAUGAUCUUCUGGUGACUGGCUGCGGUUCAGUGGCCCCGGCCCCCGUCGUCGCUCCAUACAACAUCAUCACAAGUCGAUUCCAGUCUACUGAAGCGCCUGGCAAGGGUUUCUCCCUCUCCUUCACUACAAGGUGUGGUGCCAACUUCACAGCUCCUACUGGUCGGGUGGUUUCUCCAAACUAUCCAGACAACUACCCUGACUUCUCCAACUGUAACUACACUAUAGAUGCUGGGCUGCAGACUGUCAUCAUCCUCACCUUUAACGUCUUCCAAACAGAAGCACACUCCACCUGUGUUUAUGAUGGGCUGAAGAUCUACAACCUGGCCACUGGUGGAUCUGCUAUUGCCGUUGUAUGCGGCACUAACAUUCCAGGGCCCUUUUCCACAUUUGGCCCCAUGUUACUUCAUUUCUACUCAGACUCUGUGAUCACACACCGUGGCUUCAUGGCAGAAUACAGAGCCAUCCCAUGCGGUGGUUUCUUCAACAGCACCUCAGGGACAGUGAGCAGUGCGGGACUCUCCAUGACCAAUUACCACCACAACAUCAACUGUACCUACCACAUAAUGGUCCAGGCAGACAGAGUGAUGGAUCUCAAGUUCAACACUUUCCAUCUGGAGGCAUCUUCUUCAUGUAUCUAUGACCAUGUUGCUGUUUAUGAUGGACCAGACACCUUUGCACCCUUACUGGGGAAAUUCUGUGGUACAGUGCUCCCACCUAACCUGCGCUCCUCCACCAACCAGUUAUUCAUCGUAUUCAGGACAGACGCCUCCAUUAAUGGGAUCGGCUGGAGAGCUACUUACCACGAAACACUUGGUCCAGCACAGGGAUGUGGUGGCUACCUCUCCAUGCCUAUGGGCAUGUUUGGGUCACCAGAUCCAAACCUGGAUGGACGCUAUGAGCCCAUGAUGGACUGCGUAUGGACCAUCGAGAUGCCGGUGAACAGGGUGAUAAACCUGACCUUCAGCUCUUUUGAUCUGGAGAGCUCGUCUAACUGCUACUACGACUAUGUCAAGAUCUAUGACGGUGACAACAUGAACUUCCCCCUGGCUGGAAAAUUUUGUGGUGUUUCCAUCCCGAGUUACUUCGUGUCGAGUGGAAACUUCCUGACGGUUCAGUUUGUCACUGAUAGCGUGGUUCAGAGGUCAGGAUUCAAUGCCACCUACCGAGCAAUGCCUAGGGUUUGCGGCGGGACCCUGAACGCCACAACAACCAUACAGACCCUGACUUCACCUUCCUUCCCCAGCGUCUAUCCUCCUUACACCAACUGUCGCUGGAUCCUGGAUGCUCCACCCCAGGAAACCAUCAACAUUUCAGUCCAGACCUUCGUCCUUCAGCCCACGCAGGAUUGCUCCACAAACUACCUGGAGAUGAACGACUGGCCAUUGGGAGACUACGGGCAGUCACAUAAGUUCUGUGCAUCGGACAUUCAUCCUCCAGACUUCUAUAGCUAUGGCAGAACAGUCCUUGUGCACUUUAAAUCUGACACCUUCAUGACAGGAAACGGACUCAGUUUCAGCUAUCAAAUCGCCAGCUGUAGCCGGACCUAUGAACAGGAAUAUGGCUACCUGAAGAGUCCAGGCUGGCCUGACAUCUACCCCCACAAUAUGGACUGCACCAUCAUCCUGAAGGCCCCACAGAACAGCUACAUCUCUUUCUUCUUCAACCAGUUUGAUCUGGAGAGCCACAGCAGCUGUAGCUUCGACUAUCUGGAGAUCCGUAAUGGAAGUACAGCAGACUCUCCUCUGAUUGGUCGCUUCUGUGGCAGCAUCCUUCCCAACCCCAUCUUUCCACAAUCCAACCAGCUCUACAUGCGCUUCAAGAGUGACUUUUCCAUGGCGCGAGAUGGUUUUGAUGCCACAUGGACAUCUUCUCCUCACAGUUGUGGUGGUACUCUGUUUGGUGACCAUGGCUCAGUGGCAAGCCCCAACUACCCCGGAAGCUACCCUAACAUGAGCCAUUGUGAGUGGAGCAUCAAAGCACCCAGAGGUCGGGUGGUGACCGUCACCUUUGCCCAGAUCAGUAUUGAUGACCCAGGAGAUUGUCAGAACAACUUCCUGAAGUUGUAUGAUGGCCCAGACACUUCCUCCCCACCUGUUGGACCUUAUUGUGGAUUGGAAACCGACAUCGCUCCAUUUACAUCCUCCUCCCACCACGUCUAUGUAGUCUUCCAAGCCCAGCAGCCCACCUUACCGUCAGGCUUUAGACUCACUUGGAGCAGCUGAAGGACAACCUCCUUUGAACGAGCACACCAGCAAACCAUCUCUAAAUCCACCACAUUUUAUCUACUCGGCUACGACGACCCAAUAACACGAUGAGUAAGAAAAUCUACUGAAAGGAACUGAAGUUCAUCCUGAUAUUUGUUUAGUGUUGAAUGUUCAAACGUAUUUAAUGCACUUUUAUUUCUACUUAAUAGAUCUUGAUUUCAUAUUUUUCUCUCUUUCCUCCUGUUUGUGUGUAUUUAUGACCCUGAGUCUGUUUAAUAAAGACUGAAUGAAUAAAAAUAUGAAUCAUGUGCUGAUUAAUUGUAAAUAUAAGAGCUCUGAGAACUUUGUCAUGAGUUUUACUGAAGACAAAUAAAA
This is a messenger RNA of Melanotaenia boesemani (Boeseman's rainbowfish), 11202 nucleotides long. RefSeq names its product cubilin (intrinsic factor-cobalamin receptor) (gene cubn). Bases 1 to 10845 code for a protein of 3614 amino acids. The record is from RefSeq and is a predicted model, not a curated record. Lineage: Eukaryota; Metazoa; Chordata; Actinopteri; Atheriniformes; Melanotaeniidae. The transcript has 67 exons. Gene Ontology annotation, molecular function: calcium ion binding.